Molecule: messenger RNA, 1959 nt
Organism: Glycine soja
Lineage: Eukaryota; Viridiplantae; Streptophyta; Magnoliopsida; Fabales; Fabaceae
Product: cyanogenic beta-glucosidase-like
Exons: 10
Coding region: 53-1627 (524 amino acids)
Biological process (GO): carbohydrate metabolic process
Molecular function (GO): beta-glucosidase activity
Source: RefSeq, a predicted model, not a curated record
UUUCGCAGAGAGAACAUCAAAACAAUCAACUAAGAAAAACAUAUCACACAAUAUGGCAUUCAAAGGUUAUUUCCUUCUCGGCCUCAUAGCUCUUGUUAUUGUUAGGUCUUCCAAAGUUAUAUGCGAAGAAGCAGCUAAUACAGUUUCACCUAUUAUUGACAUUUCACUCAGUCGGAAGAGCUUCCCAGAAGGGUUCAUAUUUGGGGCGGGAUCUUCCUCUUACCAGUUCGAAGGGGCAGCAAAGGAAGGUGGUAGAGGACCAAGCGUAUGGGAUACCUUCACCCAUAAUUAUCCAGGAAAGAUCAUGGAUAGAAGCAAUGGAGACGUGGCAAUUGACUCAUAUCACAACUACAAGAAAGAUGUUGGGAUGAUGAAGGAUAUGAAUUUGGAUUCAUAUAGAUUUUCCAUUUCUUGGUCAAGAAUUCUCCCAAAAGGAAAGCGAAGUGGAGGCAUAAAUCAAGAAGGAAUCAACUAUUACAACAACCUUAUCAACGAACUAGUGGCUAAUGGUAUACAACCACUUGUGACUCUCUUUCAUUGGGAUCUUCCCCAAGCAUUAGAAGACGAGUAUGGUGGCUUUUUAAGUCCGCGCAUAGUGAAUGAUUUUCGAGACUAUGCGGAACUUUGCUUCAGGGAAUUUGGUGAUAGGGUGAAGUAUUGGGUUACAUUGAAUGAGCCAUGGAGUUACAGCCAAAAUGGCUACGCAAAUGGACGAAUGGCACCAGGUCGUUGUUCUGCAUGGAUGAAUCUGAAUUGCACUGGUGGUGACUCUUCAACGGAGCCUUAUUUGGUUACACAUCACCAACUUCUUGCUCAUGCAGCAACUGCUCGUGUGUACAAGACCAAGUAUCAGGCAUCUCAAAAUGGUGUGAUAGGCAUAACCUUGGUAGCUAAUUGGUUUUUGCCGCUCAGAGAUACCAAAUCUGAUCAAAAGGCUACAGAAAGAGCAAUUGAUUUCAUGUAUGGAUGGUUUAUGGAUCCAUUAACAUCUGGAGACUAUCCAAAAAGCAUGAGAUCACUUGUGAGGACACGAUUGCCAAAAUUUACUGUAGAACAAUCCAAACUACUUAUUGGUUCAUUUGAUUUUAUUGGCCUAAACUAUUACUCUACAACAUAUGCCUCUGAUGCACCUCAGCUAAGCAAUGCUAGGCCUAGCUACUUAACAGAUUCUCUUGUCACUCCUGCAUAUGAACGUGAUGGAAAACCUAUAGGAAUAAAGAUUGCUUCAGACUGGUUAUACGUUUAUCCAAGAGGAAUUAGUGAUCUUUUAUUGUAUACCAAGGAAAAGUACAAUAAUCCUUUGAUUUACAUCACUGAAAAUGGUAUAAAUGAAUAUGAUGAACCAACGCUAUCACUUGAAGAAUCUCUUAUAGAUACCUUCAGAAUUGAUUAUCAUUAUCGUCAUCUCUUUUAUCUUCAAUCAGCAAUUAGGAAUGGCGCAAAUGUUAAAGGAUAUUAUGUAUGGUCUUUGAUUGAUAAUUUUGAGUGGUCUUCGGGCUAUACAUCGCGAUUUGGAAUGAUCUUCGUGGAUUACAAAAAUGAUUUGAAGAGAUACCAAAAAUUGUCUGCACUAUGGUUCAAGGAUUUUCUCAAAAAAGAAACCAAACUUUAUGGCUCCAAUAAAUAGUGUUGUGAACUUUGUUUAUCAAAUAAUUAUAUUUUGUAAAUAAUUAUUUGAUAUAUAUUUGUUAUUCUUUUAUUCUAAAAAGGUCCCAUUGGACUUACAGGGGAAAUAGCUAGAGAUUUAUUAGAUUGUUCUUUUUUUUUUACAAGCUUUUAAAGAGGUCCUAUUGGAUUAGAGGGGCUAUAGAGAUUUAUUUGACCAUUCUUUUAUUCUAAAGAGGUCCUAUUGGACUUAUAAGGGAAAUAGAGAUGCUGAUUAAUUUGGUGAUAAUUGCUACUAAUGUUACAAUAAGAAGGAAAAAAACGUUAUGAUAAAGAUGUCACUAAUUUACAAUU